UAAUCAAAUCAUCUCGUAUAAUCGCGUGCACGCCCACAUGUCAUCUUUUCCGUUCAAUAUUCAAAUUUUCCGUCCGAGCGUAUUAGCCACCCUAUAAUCGUGGUGUUUUCCUCAAAGCGGUGCAGCCACUGGCCGAUACCUUAAUAAUUUAAUCCAAUUUCCUCCGGUAUAAAGCCACCAUCAGGCACAUUGCAUCAGCAAGUCGGUAAAAAGCUUCCAAUUAGUCCGAAUUUGUGAUUUCGCGUAAAGUGAAUUAACGAGGGGUCAAAUGGUGCUUCACCUCCGACUUAAUAACAAGCACUCGCUCGGAUCUUUAUUAGGUUGUUGUUCUAAACCAUGAAGUGCAGCUAAAUGCCAGCCAUGUGAUGCUUCCCUUUUCAGGUCACCAGAAGAACCUACAGCAUGAAGUCCACGAGGUGUCUGCCAAAGUGUGUGUGCGCGUUUGUGGUGUCGGUGGUUUUUAUUGUCGGCGGUUUUGUGCUUCCGUUUAUCUGGCCAGUGAUUUUGAAAUAUUUAAUCGAGAGUAACAUGGUGUUAAUGCCGACUUCGCACGCUUUUGAUAUCUGGAGGAAGUUUCCGACGGCGUUCCCCAUCGAUUUCUACUUCUUCAACUGGACGAAUCCAGAGGACGUGUACAACAGUUCGGUGAAAAUGAAAUUUCGGGAAAUGGGGCCUUAUCGGUACUCGGAGACGAAAGAAAAGGCCGAUAUCGUUUGGAAUAAAAACGGGACGGUUUCGUUCAGACACUUGAAGUUUUGGUACGAAAAUCGGGAGAAAGGAAAUAUCAACGACGAAAUCACCACUGUAAAUCCAGUCGCUUUAUCAGCUGCCUACUCCGCGCGCACGUGGGGUUACUUAAUCCGCCAAGGCCUCUCCUUAUCCCUGUCCAGCAUGUCCCCAACUGUCCACAUCACUAGGUCCGUGUCAGAGAUGCUUUUCACCGGCUACAAGGACCCUCUGAUCACCCUUGCCCGCUCCUUGCCCUUUCUAUCGGGCUCUUUGCCACCUUGGGACAAAUUCGGUUGGUUCUACACCCGGAACGGAUCAGCGCAUUACGAAGGCAUUUUUAACAUGGGAACUGGAAUAAACUCCACUUUUGGUAGACUGUACAGUUGGAAUUAUUGGACACAAACGCCUUAUUACGAGGGCUCUUGUGCCAUGGUUAAUGGUUCAGCGGGGGAAUUUUUCACCAAGCUUGAUAAUAAAUCGAUUAGUUUUUUCUCGCCGGAUUUGUGCCGGACCAUGACGCUCAGGUACUCCGGGCAGAGCGUCGUGAAUAAUAUACUAGGGAACAAGUACGUCGUCGACAGUUACAUGCUCGAUAAUGGCACGAUUUUCCCGGAAAACCGCUGUUUCUGCAACGGCGAAUGCGUGCCUUCGGGCCUAGUCAACGUUUCGAGCUGUCGUUUCGGCUCACCAUCAUUCGCCUCACUGCCGCAUUUCUACCAAGCAGAUGCCUACUAUACCGACUCAAUCGAAGGCGUUCGCCCGGAAAAAUCCAAGCACGAGUUUUUCCUCACCCUGGAGCCAACCACCGGAAUUCCGUUGGAAGUCAGCGCCCGGCUCCAAAUUAAUCUACUAAUGCAGCCCGAUUCCGGGAUAUCGUUGUACAAAGGCGUCCCUAAAGUUUUUGUGCCCAUUCUAUGGUUCGAGCAGAAAAUUCGGAUUCCGGACGGUGAAGCUUUCAAGUUGAGAUUACUCCUCAAUCUUCCGGUGAUCUGCACCGCUUUCGGGAUUAUCCUCGUGUUUGCUGGCGUGAUUGUUGUGUCGUUACUUGUUUAUAAAAUAUGCACGAUGAAUUUGUGCGGCAAGAGAAAAGAGAAGUUGUUGUACGCCGACCAAAGUAUUCCACUCAAAAUGGACCGGUCGCUCGAAAUUGUUAAAAAGAUUUGAAUUGUUGUAACCGAAUUGUUAUUUAUAAUAGAUAAUUAUUAUUGUAAUUUGUUAUGUUAAUAAAAAUUUGUUUCUA
This is a messenger RNA of Tribolium castaneum (red flour beetle), 1969 nucleotides long. Its product is annotated as protein peste. Gene Ontology annotation, cellular component: cytoplasm; membrane. Gene Ontology annotation, molecular function: scavenger receptor activity. Bases 403 to 1893 code for a protein of 496 amino acids. NCBI's taxonomy places the organism in Eukaryota, Metazoa, Arthropoda, Insecta, Coleoptera, Tenebrionidae. The record is from RefSeq and is a predicted model, not a curated record. The transcript is spliced from 7 exons.